Morone saxatilis (striped sea-bass) is the source of this 2744-nucleotide messenger RNA. It is a transcript of the gene rab42b, whose product is annotated as RAB42, member RAS oncogene family. The transcript is spliced from 2 exons. Lineage: Eukaryota; Metazoa; Chordata; Actinopteri; Moronidae. The record is from RefSeq and is a predicted model, not a curated record. Bases 948 to 1817 code for a protein of 289 amino acids. Gene Ontology annotation, molecular function: GTP binding; GTPase activity.
ACAAAGAACACAAUAAAUUAAGAACUAAAUCCUAUUGUUUGUUAUCUAGUGAUACUCUGGUGAAAGCUCAAUCAAUUUGGGAAUGAUACCUGUGUCUAGUUGUGUGUUUACAAUGUCAAUGUGUAUUUGGACCAUAGAUGGCACCUAUGUUUAAUACUAAAACUACUAUCCACAAUGACUAAAUCAAGUAAGCAGACAUGAAGUCAUCACUAAAAUAUUUAAUGUAAAUAUAACCUCCAACAAACCUAUUGUAGAAAAAUGAAUUGCAUAUCCUGAGCCUGGCCGAGCGUUUCCCAUGGAAUUUAAAGCUGCAUUGUUAUCAACUUCCCUUUUUAGGUAACAAUGUUCACUCUAUGAACAAGACCAUAAAGUCAUAAGAAUUGCCUGAUUGUUAAUGAUGGCAUAAAGUUAUGAGCUGGUGACAGCAGGAAACCGCACUGUUUUCCUUGAUACAGUAUAAAAUUCAACUACUACUUCCUUAUAAUCCACGCCUCCCUUUUUUUCUCCCACAUCUGGGCCCUCCCUUUCCUCAACAGCCCUCCCUAUGUCCUUGUGGUUUUGCCCCACCUUUUGUCAAGUAUCAACAGGCAACAAGACUUUAGAAGAACACACCUCUACACAGCGCGCUCAUGCACAUGCUUACAGUAGCAGUUAAGAUCAGGAACUCAGAUGAGAACUGCAGCGCUACUGGGAUCUACUGUGGGACAGAUUACUCUACAUAGCUGUUCUAGACUUCAGAGGAUUUGAUGAGCUACCAUGGGAAUGAGACUGACAGACUUGUGCUGCAGCCGUCAGUGGAAAUAGGAGUUUGGGAUGACUCUGAAUACGGACUGCUCUACCAGUUGUGACAUUUGUAAGGAGUGGCUGCUGUGGUUGUUUCUCAAUAUUUGGAGGAUCAAAGAUAGGGAACCAAUUGGUGGGAAGCUGGUGUGGGGACUCCAUCCCCCAUGGUAUCAUCUAGGCUGUUCAGUAUAUUCCUCCUUAACCAUUCUUUACCUUAUAUACAGCCCUUUUAUAAUUCCUGCAGUGCAUGUCUUAUUUCUUUCUCACUUUCCCACAACUUUCCCUAUAUACCUUUGUAUCCUCACAAGCUGUGCUCACUGUUUUUAUCCUAUUUUCUUUUUUUCUUUUUUUGUUUACUAGCAACAAUGGAUCUGACUUUGUGGCAGUACCAGUUUAGGAUCAUCAUGCUGGGGGAUUCCACAGUGGGCAAGUCUUCCUUGCUGAAACGCUACACUGAAGACUUGUUCAUGGAGUCCAUCAACCAGACGGUGGGCGUCGACUUCUAUGUUCACUUCCUGGAGGUGGAGCCGGGGGUCCGUGUCAAGUUGCAGUUCUGGGACACAGCUGGACAGGAGAGGUUCAGGUCGGUCACCCGUUCUUAUUACCGCAACUCUGUCGGAGGCCUCCUGGUGUUUGACAUAACCAACCGAGCCUCCUUUGAUCAUAUUAAGGAGUGGCAUGGUGAAGUGUGCGAGCGAGUGCAGCCGCAUAAGGUUCUGUUUGUCCUGGUGGGCCAAAAGAAUGACCGAGAUGCUCAGGGGGAGAGGGUCGUGAGUCGGGAAGAGGCUGAGAAACUGGCCGGACAGCUAGGGAUGCCCUAUGUGGAGGUCUCUGCCAAGACAGGCCAGAAUGUGAGGGACGCCUUUGAGCUGCUCACUCGACGGGUCUACCAGGGUCUGCUGAGUGGAGAGGUAGAGCUGCAAGAGGGCUGGGAUGGAGUCAAGUGCGCUGCACCACAGGCGCUGCAGUUACAGAGAGCCAGCCUGGCACAGCCCAGCACAGCCUCUAAGAACAAUAAGAAGUGCUGUGGUUGAACUGUGGACUGGUGGUGGUCACCCGUAUGCACUCAUGUUACUGUGGAACCAAAACCAGCCCCCAGGAGGCCGGAUUUGUGGUGGUAUUUUACUGUAAUAUCGUGGUCAUCAUGAAAGACACUGAUUUGCACCUUUUUUUGUGAAGGUAGUUUAACAGUUAGUCAGAAACUAAUUUGAGGAAACAUUGUAUGACUUUACUUUGACAUUCCUGAAAUGGGGGAAGAUUUAACUUUAGAAAUAAUGAUUUUGUGUAAUGGUUAUCUUUGGCCAUGAUGGUGGCGUGGAAAUGUUCGUUGGUCUGUUGAUCCACCACUUUGGUCUUAUUGGAGGAUGACACAGAUAUCCAUGUCUCAAGUGGGUUGUUUCCGACUGACUUUUCAGCAGCUUUACCGCCAGGUUGACAUUUGGUUUUGGUUGAAAUACAACUAUCAGAUUGCUGUGAAAUUUGCUGCAGACGUUCAAGGUCUCUUAACUUUUCCUCUAGCACCAUCAUCAGGUCAAAAUUCCCAUUUGCCCAACACUUUGGUUUGUGACCAAAUAGAUGCAAAAAUAAUUACAUUCUUCCUUUCAUUCAUUCUCUCCAUGACUGGCAACAGUUAAGGUAUUGGUUCCCCUGGCUGAGAUUAGAAACAUCACAUCUUUUGGGCCCAUGUAGUCUGGAAAAAGCUUUGUUGCAUCACCAAUAAUUGCAUAGUAUUCUGCGAGUGAGUGAUUGUUUUCAGGUACUGUUGUAAAAUGAAUUAAAUAAAAACUCUAGGGUGCCUUUGGAUAUUGUUCUUUUAAAAUGUUGUGACAGGUUUCUAUAGCAAUUAUUAUUCAUCUGGCUGAUGAACAGCCUCCUGUGUUUCUGCAUACAAAAUGCAGACAAUUCAUUUUGCUGCACCCACAUUAAAGAUUCACUGACACGUUAACACUUGUCUGUACACU